This is a messenger RNA of Durusdinium trenchii, 1059 nucleotides long. Lineage: Eukaryota; Dinophyceae; Suessiales; Symbiodiniaceae. The record is from the annotation of a GenBank genome assembly.
AUGGCCUUUCGGCUUUCCGCCAGCGGCACCGGACGCCCCAGCGGCAGCGAGGGCAGCAGGAGCUCCGGGAUGCUCAGCAAGAUGAAGGACCGCGCUGCGGCGGCCACGGCCGCAGGGAUGGCGGCGGCCUCCACGGCAGCGACCAAGGCGGCGAAAACGGCGAAGUACGGCGUCUCCGUGGCCAAGGACGCCGCGAAGGACGCCUUCGGCACCUCCUUUGCGCCGCCCGAGCGAGGCGAGCGCAGCGAGCGCCGCAGCCAGGGCGGCGCAGAAGUUGCGGAAGAUGAGGAGGAGAUGGAGCUGCAACGGGCCCUCGCUGCGUCCAUGAAGACGGCGCAGCAGGAGCGUUCGCGAGGUCCGCAACCAGAUCCGCCAGGUUUGCAGACGCUCCUGGAAAUGGGCUUCGAGGAAGACGUGGCUCGUCAGGCACUGCAGGCUGCGAAUGGGAACUUGGAAGCUGCCUUGGCACAGUUGGUGAGUGCUCCAAGGAGCAGCCCGAGAGGCGAAGUGCUUCAGGGGAGACCCGUGCCCUCCAGAGGUGCUCGAGAGGCUGCCUUGCAGGCCGCUGAGCAGCGCCUGGCUCAGGCACAAGAGCGGAACGCUGGCACCAUGGAGGAUUGGCGCCGCUACAAGCAGCUACAGCAAGAGCAAGAGCGCAAGGAGAGGAGGCGCGCGGCAGCGGUUGCAGCUCCCGCCACAGCGACGGGAGACGCCACCGCGGUGGAAGCGGCAGCGGUAGAGAAAGCAGCGGAGGCCGAGGAACUGAUGCUGCAAGAAGCUUUAGCUGCCUCAAUGAAGUCUUUGGGCGACAGCGAUGGGAACAAGGUCGAUUUGAGUCUGGAGGACCAGGUCGACCCAGAGCUCUUCGAGCUGCGGCUUCAACAAGCGAUCGCCGAAGAGGAGUUGGAGCUGCAAUUGGCUUUGAGUGCCAGCCUUGAUGCAUCGCGUGACGUUGAGGCAGACCCCUCUUGUGCUGGUGCGGCAGUGGGUGAAGAAGCAGCUGCUUGGACUGCGACAGUGGAAGCUAGUGAUGGUGUGGGUUGUGUGGCCUCUGGAUGA